Botrytis sinoallii is the source of this 312-nucleotide messenger RNA. RefSeq lists its product as uncharacterized. The record is from RefSeq and is a predicted model, not a curated record. NCBI's taxonomy places the organism in Eukaryota, Fungi, Ascomycota, Leotiomycetes, Helotiales, Sclerotiniaceae. The transcript is spliced from 2 exons. The coding region runs from base 1 to 312 and encodes 103 amino acids.
AUGGAACAGAUGUUGAACCAAAACAUAUUGACUGUCCUAGGCCAGGAAAACUGCGGGAUUAGUGGAAAGUUCAGAGGCAGAUUUAAUUUAGUUAAAUGGAAGAAGAUGGAGCCUCUUGCAUCUGCUGAAAAAGCUAAGAUAGAUGCAAAUAUCUACCAGACGGUCUACUUUCCGGAUACCACAUCCCAUCGUAUCAUCCAAGCCGAGAAGAAAACAUCAAAAUCAAAACCGGAAUUCGAACCAGACACAGCUUCUUCAAUUCCCAACCCUUUUACAUCUUUAUUGGGCCGAGAGAGUCCAAAGACUAAAUGA